AGCUCUUUUGCUCCACAUAGCAGAACUUACAGACUGCUGGCUGAAGUGCCAUUGUGCUGAGAUGUCGGACCUGGAGGCCAAAUUCGAGGCGGCGGCCAACCUGAUUGCCAAAGGCACGCCCACAAAGGGAUCGGCGAGCACCGACGACAAGCUUAAGCUUUAUGGCCUCUACAAGCAGGCGAAGGAAGGUGACAACACCACUGGCGAACCUUGGUCCGUCCAAUGGGAGACCAAAGCCAAGUGGGAGGCGUGGGAGAAGUGCAAAGGCAAAUCAAAAGAAACCGCCAUGACCGAAUACAUCGCCGAAGUCGAGGCACAGAAGGAGAAGUUCGGCAUCGAGCCACCAUGAGUGGAGAAGUGAGGGGUGUCCACCGGGUUUGAGGGGACCCAAGCGGAACUCGUCCAGUUGGUGCCCAAAAAGCAGGCAUGGAUGGGAUUAGCUGAUCAGGGGGACAAAUGUUAUGAC
Messenger RNA from Durusdinium trenchii, 466 nucleotides. The record is from the annotation of a GenBank genome assembly. NCBI's taxonomy places the organism in Eukaryota, Dinophyceae, Suessiales, Symbiodiniaceae.